AAGUCUGUUUGGUAAAACAAUACCCCAUGUAUCAGCUGAGCUGGUCUUUCAUUUGCAGUUAAUCCAGUGCUGUUUAAUGCUAUUACGGUUAUGUAAAUCAUUCUGGCUCAAUUCCUUUCCCUUUUGGUAUAAAUUCUCUGUGUGCUAGGAGUGUGACUUGGCAAGCAGGAACUCGUGGUACUGCAGUGUUGUUACAAACAGACCAUCAGCUCGAUAAUGGCAUCAGAUCCACAACCAACUCAAUCAAGUACCAAGAUUGUCAUCUUUGAGCAGGAAAACUUCCAAGGCCGCUGCCAUGAGAUCAUUAGUUCCUGCCCCAACCUAAAGGAAGCUGGUGUGGAAAAAGUUGGUUCUGUCCUAGUCCACUGUGGACCCUGGGUAGGAUAUGAAAAAUCAAACUAUAAAGGGGAGCAGUUUGUGUUUGAGAAGGGAGAAUAUCCGCGUUGGGAUGCCUGGACCAACAGCCAAAGAACUGAUAUCAUCUUCUCAAUGAGACCCAUCAAAUUGGGCAGCCAAGAACAUAAAAUUGUUCUUUAUGAAAAUCCUAACUUCUCAGGAAAGAAAAUCGAAAUUCUAGAUGAUGAUGUUCCAAGCUUCCAUGCUCAUGGUUACCAGGAGAAAGUGUCAUCUGUCCGUGUUCAAAGUGGAGCUUGGGUUGGAUACCAGUACCCAGGGUACAGAGGCUACCAGUACCUGUUUGAAAAGGGGGAAUACAAGGACAGCACGGAUUUCGGAGCCCAGCACCCCCAGAUCCAGUCUGUAAGGCGCAUUCGUGAUAUGCAGUGGCACCAGAGGGGAACAUUUCAUCCCAUCAAUUAAGAGAUCAUUCCCCUUCUCCACUUCUUAAAGCAAAGUGCUUUCCAUGAUCUGCUCAUGUUAUAUUACCAUAUUUUAAUGCUGCAAACCACAGUGUGACUAUAAUCAACUAGAGCAACUGAAUAAAGUUUUGUGCUUUGAAGGCA
This is a messenger RNA of Protopterus annectens (West African lungfish), 962 nucleotides long. RefSeq names its product crystallin beta B2 (gene CRYBB2). The record is from RefSeq and is a predicted model, not a curated record. Gene Ontology annotation, molecular function: structural constituent of eye lens. The transcript is spliced from 6 exons. The coding region runs from base 217 to 819 and encodes 200 amino acids. NCBI's taxonomy places the organism in Eukaryota, Metazoa, Chordata, Ceratodontiformes, Protopteridae. Gene Ontology annotation, biological process: visual perception; lens development in camera-type eye.